Lottia gigantea (owl limpet) is the source of this 291-nucleotide messenger RNA. RefSeq lists its product as hypothetical. NCBI's taxonomy places the organism in Eukaryota, Metazoa, Mollusca, Gastropoda, Lottiidae. The record is from RefSeq and is a predicted model, not a curated record. The annotation marks the transcript as partial. Gene Ontology annotation, molecular function: A2-type glycerophospholipase activity. The transcript has 2 exons. Gene Ontology annotation, biological process: arachidonate secretion; phospholipid metabolic process.
AUUUUCUAUAAAGGUACCAAAUGGUGUGGAAGAGGAAAUGCUGCAGCUAAUUUUACUGAUUUAGGAGAAAAAAGGGAGACUGAUAUUUGUUGCAGAGGCCACGAUUAUUGUCCCGACACCAUCGGAUCAUUUUCAUCAAAACACGGCCUGUUUAAUGCCGGAUUAUUUACUAAAUCUCAUUGUGAUUGUGAAAAUGAAUUUUAUGAUUGUUUGAAGAAUUCUACUGAUGAGCUGGGAUCAGUCAUCGGAAACAUUUAUUUCAAUGUACUGGAUUUUGAUUGUUUUGAAUUG